Thecamonas trahens ATCC 50062 is the source of this 2658-nucleotide messenger RNA. RefSeq lists its product as uncharacterized. The transcript is spliced from 2 exons. The record is from RefSeq and is a predicted model, not a curated record. Lineage: Eukaryota; Apusomonadida; Apusomonadidae. The coding region runs from base 1 to 2658 and encodes 885 amino acids.
AUGCAAAGGGUUCGAAGACGAGGUUUGGUGCGGUGGUGGAAGGCUGUCGCCAUUGCACUCGUCGCCGUCGUCGUGGCAAGUGGAACCUUCCCGGCGCCUUCCACGCCCACAUUGGCGGCGGCGGCAGACGUGUGCCGCGGGGUGGUGUGUGGCGAUGGUCUGGGCACGUGUGCCACCGAUAGCGACGCGCCGGAUCAUCUGGCCAAGUGCACUGGCUGCCCGACAGGCUCGACGCCGUUUGCCACAGCGUGUGUGCCUGCUGUCCUCGAACCGACCUGCGACUCGGCCGUGUGCGGCACCGGAAGCUGCCCCCCGCAUUGCUCUGGCUGCCCCGAUGGGGUGUGCGUCAUCUCGUGCACAAGCCUGGGCGCAUGUGCCAACUCGACGAUCACGUGUCCAGACGGCCGCGACUGCCGGGUGGUGUGCUCGGGUAUGGACGGCGCAUGCUCCAACGCGACGGUUGUCUGCCCAGAUUCAGGCGCGUGCUCGAUCGCGUGCUCGGCGCCGUACGCCUGCUCUGAUCUGCAAGUCACCUGCCCAACCACCGAAGGCGGGUGCGCGAUGCAGUGCUCAGGUGUGGCAGCCUGCCGCGGGAGCUCGGUCACCUGUGGGCCGGCGGCAUGCAUCACCGAGUGCGCCGGCCCGCUGGCGGCCACGGCUGUGCUGCCAGGCUCGGCGCCGUUUGUCAAGUCGACCUGCGACCCGAACCUAGCAACUGCAGUGCCUACCGGCUUUGUCUGCCCCGACCCCACAGUGUGCGCAGCACCGCGCGCGGCUGGCACGUUCUGCACCCGGGCGGCUCAGUGCACGUCGGGGCUCUGCGUCUCGUCGGCGUGCUGCACCAAGGAAACGUGCUGUGCCGAUGGCGGCCAACUCGACGUCUGCCACCGCUGCGCUGGUGGGUCGUCGGGGCGAAGUGCCGGUGAAGAUUGCGUGACGAAUGCUAUUGUCUCGGUCACGCCGUCGACGUACCCGGUCUUCACCCCCAUCUCCCUCCGCGUCGCCGUUCUUGCCAACUGGCCAACGCCGGUCACCUCGUUCCGCAUCAACGGCGUCACUGGCAUCAUCUCUGACGUGGCCGUAGUCGGCAACGUCGUCGAGUUCAACGUGACACUACCGUCUAUGACCGCGCCCGGGCCGGCGGCGCUCGAGGCCGUGGUCGGACCGUGGGACGACGUGGCGAGCGAUGCCAGCGGAGCGCUGCUGGCAUUUGUCGGCGGGGCGUGUGUCGCGCCAGGCACAUACCGCAAUCGGCUUGAGUGCUCGUCUUGCCCUCCAGGGGCGACGUGCCCGGGUGGCGACCGGGUCUGGCCACUGCCUGGGUACUGGAACUCAGGCGAGGGUGCCGACUACAACUCGGCGUGCGCGCCCGGCUACACCGGCCAGCUCUGCCUUGCCUGCGCCGACAAUCACUUUAAGCGCGGAGCGACCGAGUGUGUGCCAUGUGGCUCGAGCGCUCUGGCGCCGCUCCUGGUCACCGUCCUGGCUGCAUUUGUCUUUAGCGCCGCCGCUGUCAUGAUCUUGGCCCCGCGCUUCAUUCUCCACUCGCUCUCGUUUGCUCUCGCCACACUGCAGGGCGUGUACGCGGUCGGCCUGGGCGAUACGAUUGCGCUUCCCAAUGCUGCGCUCGAGUUCUACGGUGCGGUCUCGCUGUUCGGCCUCGAUCUCGCCGGCAUCCGCCCGCUCUGCCUCUCGGUCCAUGCCACCUUUGCCACCAUCUUUGGCGUCAACGUCGUGGUUGUCUUUGUGUGGCUUGCCGCGCCGCUCAUCGUUGCUCUCAUUGCUAGCAAGGCGUGUGGGAGCGAGCGUGCGUCUGCGCUGAAGGCACGCCGGGUGUUGGCCAUCGCGCUAGCGCUGCGACUUGCCUACACGCCCGCCGUCCGGCUCGGCUUUGAGGCGCUCAACUGCAUGCGGACCGAGUCGGGUGAUGCGCUCCUGCUUGUUGCCGACCCGCGGGUUUUUUGCUACCAGUCAACCCACACCAUGGCGGCCUACACCGGCUGGGCGCUCCUCGUUCACUUUGGCAUCGGUCUUCCGGUCGUCACCUUUGUCACGCUCUCGGUCCUCAACGCCUGGUGGCCGCAGUUGUACUCGCCGCCUGACUUUGCGGCUCGCUUUGCGCUUGUGUUCAACGCGUACCGCUCCCCACGGCUCCGCUGGUUCCACCUCGGCUUCUACCUCCAGCAGUUCUUGCUUGCGGCGGCCGCGCUGGUCGUCGACGCCCACGUCAGUCUGCGGUAUGCGGUCGCCAUCACGGUGCUUGCCGUCCACGGCGGCCUCCUUGUUGCCUUUCGACCGCACACCUCGCUCAUCAGCCUGGCCGAGGCGCUGGCGUCGGUUGUCAUCCCGCUCCUCUUUGCCGCUCUCGCUGCUGCUGUUGACCACGACAUGCUGAGCAAGGAGGGGGCCGGCCCGGCCUUCCUUGCCCUUGUUGCGCUCACCGUUAUUGCGCUUGUAGCCGCCGCCGCCGUUCGGAUCGUCAUGUCGCUCCGCGCGUCCCAAACGGUGACGCCCAUGGCGUACGCGUCGCUCAACUCGUCGCUCGACUCGCAAGGCAGCGGCGUGGCUCUCGGUGUGACCGGCGGAGAGUUGGUGCUUGCCACCGGCAACUCGUUUGACUCUGGCCACACCUCACGCUCGCCGUCUCCGUCGACCUGA